AUGUUUCCCGAUCCCGACUGCCAUGGUACUUCUAACAAUGCUGCUCCGAUUCAGGACGACACACAAAAUUACAAUGCAAUCGAUGGUUUCCAAAAUGCGACGCACACACAAGUAGAAUUUUCAAGGCAAAUAGAAACUUGUGAUCCAUACGAUAUUCCUUUAAGUAGUGAUACGAUCAAAGUACUGUGGUCAUUUGGUGACACAGAUCCCAUUCAUGGCAACCUCAAGGGACAUGCCCAAAAUCGUGGUUGGAAGUCGUUACAUCUGCUUGGGCCAAUGUUUCGAAAAAGUGUAAGUCCUACUUUAACACAGCGUAGCCAUGCCGAUGUACAUAAAUGGGAUGUAACGGUGCAAAAUGUAACCAUUGAUGAGUCGAUGGACACGCUCUAUUGGUGUAAAAUAAUACGUGCACCAAUAUUAACCGAAAAACAUCACAUUAUUGGGUAUGAAGCAUUACUCACGAGAGAAAGUUCCAAAGCACAGCCAAUGGUACAUCACAUGACACUUUUCGAAUGUUCAACGAGAUCAUAUCCAGGAUCUGAUCCAUUGUCUUGGGACGUGUGGGCAAAAAGCGCAGGAGCUGUAUGUAACAGUAAUUUAUUGACACCACGUGAUUGGGAUGCAUGUAUAACUCCAAUAGCUGUAUGGUCCAUCGGCUCAACUGGACAAUUCUUACCACCACAUGUUGGUAUACCUUUUGGAGGACAAAAGGGUGGUAAAUAUUAUAUGCUGGAAAUACAUUAUGAUAAUCCGAAUGCAGUAAAAUUUUCCGAUCAUUCCGGUUUUAGAAUUCAUUAUUCACGACAUCUACGAAAGAACGAUGGUGGAAUUAUGAUAUCAGGAGUUUCAGUUUCCGAUACUCAACUCAUACCACCCGGUCAAAAACUCUAUAGAAAUAUUGGCAUCUGUGGGCCAUCCUGUUCAAAUGUGAUGUUUCCGGAUGAUGGAAUAAAAAUUGUUUCUGGUGCCUUACAUUCUCAUCGGGCUGGACGUAAAAUGGCAUUAAGGCAUGUGCGCGCUGGCAAAGAACUGGACCGAAUUAUUGAAGAUGACAAUUAUGACUUUAAUUUUCAACAAGUCCGACAGUUAGAAAACGAGACUGUGGUUCUUCCGGGCGAUUAUAUUAUCACGGAUUGUGCUUACGAGACCACAAACCGUAAGGUUCCCACAUUCGGUGGCUAUUCGACAAAGCAAGAAAUGUGUUUGUCAUUUAUAACCUAUUAUCCCAAAAUCGACUUAGCUGGCUGUUAUAGUAUGACCCCGGUGAGAGAAUUCUUCGAAACUUUUGGCGUGUAUCAAUUUUACUCAUUAAAUAUGACUGAUGUGGAGAACCUAUUUCUAUAUAACGGCAAUGUGCUUGACUAUAUACCAAAUUCAAUAUAUGAUAAACCGAAAAAGAAUCGUUCGUAUAUGUCCGAAGAAGAAUUGCUUUAUGAGGAUUCAUUAUUAAAUAAACUCAUCAUAUCAGAUCCUGUAGAAUUUCAUGACCGUACAUUUCUUGCGCACUUGAAGCAAUUACCUUGGUCAGAACCACUUUUCACAAAACGCGUUGAACAGGGCAUGAUUAUGGGUAAACAUAUGACAUUCUGCCGCAUUUCUAAUGAAUCGGUGUCCAUUCCUUCAGAAAUCAUACGCUAUCCAAACUUUACAAAUUAUGUAAAACCACCAAGCCUGUGCCCAUAUCACAUAUUGAUGGACAGUGCCCCGUUAAGUUCAGAUGCAACCACAAUUUCAAAUCGUCUUUGGAAUCAGUAUAUACUUUACUUAUUUUUAAUCCUAGUCUCUAAAAACUGCUCGUAAAAUUAGUAAAACAUAAAAUUUUGAAGAACUUUUACAAAAAGUUAUUCAAAUUUACAUUGUAAUGCCGAAUUUCUUUAAGUAUAUUUAAAAAAAAAAAGUUGUUAAUCUUCAGCUAAAGUAUAUAAAAAUAUUAAUUC
Molecule: messenger RNA, 1937 nt
Organism: Teleopsis dalmanni
Lineage: Eukaryota; Metazoa; Arthropoda; Insecta; Diptera; Diopsidae
Product: MOXD1 homolog 1
Exons: 12
Coding region: 1-1800 (599 amino acids)
Biological process (GO): octopamine biosynthetic process; dopamine catabolic process; norepinephrine biosynthetic process
Cellular component (GO): secretory granule membrane
Molecular function (GO): copper ion binding; dopamine beta-monooxygenase activity
Source: RefSeq, a predicted model, not a curated record